UUUACUACAGAACAUAAGGAGAGGAAGUUUGCAGUGGUGCAGUGGAGUGAAGGGGAGGACUAUGGAAAGCUUAGUGAAGUAAAAACUCUUAACAUCCGGGGGUAUGAUGACUCCAAGAUGGACCAGCAUGGGAAUCCCAUUUCCACUUACUCGGCCGUCACUGAAUGGCGCCAUGGGAAGAAACAGCGAGGAGGGUGGCCACACUACAGGGGCACUGUUGUUUUUGUCUGUGCUACUAGUUUUGAGGCAGCUCGGAAAAUUAAUGCACUGCUGAAGGAAAAUGUCCAUCCUGAAAACUAUCAGGAUGAUUCUGAUGACUCCGAUCCAAAUGAGACUCAGAUUCUGUCCCAGCCAUUGCAACUCAAGAACUCAAAGGCUCCUUCAAAGAAAGACCCUGCACAAGAAUUCCUUGCAAUGUACAGUCAUUCACCGCCUUCAGUUGCUUAUGGUGAAAAAAGUCCAAAAAAGACAGUAGUUGAUCUAAAGCGGAAGAUCCAAGACCUGAAAGAAGAGAAUGAUAAACUGAAGGAGUUGCUUGUCCAAGAUGUGCCAGAACUCAUGAAGACAAUGAAAAAGGUGAUUAAUUUGGCUGAACCUUGUUACGGGUUCAAAAUUGAGGACGAGAAGAUCCAGUUUGAAGCUUCCCCAGAUUUCUCCGCAGUCCACGCCCGGUUCAUCAUCAGAUGGUUCGCUGCUGCCCGCUCCCAAAUCUAUUUCAUCCUUCUCAACACCAGCAUCUGUCAUUCUAUCAACAAAGGAAUCCCAGUCAUUUAA
Oreochromis niloticus (Nile tilapia) is the source of this 774-nucleotide messenger RNA. RefSeq lists its product as uncharacterized. Lineage: Eukaryota; Metazoa; Chordata; Actinopteri; Cichliformes; Cichlidae. The transcript has 5 exons. Bases 118 to 774 code for a protein of 218 amino acids. The record is from RefSeq and is a predicted model, not a curated record.